AUGAAGUCAGUUGGCAACAGAAUCAUGGGCAUCAUGCUCAAGGCACUAGGGGCGAAUGAGGAAUAUGAAGAAAAUAUGUUGAAGGAUCAUCUUUUCUCAUCUGAAGGUGCAUUGCAGCUAAACUCUUACCCGAGCUGCCCAAACCCUAAUCGAGCCGUGGGGUUGGGCCCCCACACGGACUCCAUGCUUCUCACGAUCCUCCACCAAAAUGACACAAAUGGCCUCCAAAUUUUGAAAGAGGGAGCAGAGUGGAUCAAGGUGGAGCCCGUCUUGGGGGCAAUGGUCGUCAACAUUGGCGAUCUAAUGCACAUUAUGUCCAAUGCACGCUUUCGACCGGUGUACCAUCGUGUCGUCCCAAGUCACAUGAGGCAUAGGUUCACCUUUGCAUAUUUUUAUGGGCCUUCGCCUGAUUAUGUUGUUGCGCCAUUGGCUAAUGUGGUUUUGGAUGCGCCGCGUUUUAGGCCGAUGAUGGUCAAGGAGUAUAUUCGUCUCAAGUACCACCAUUUUGACAAGGCUCUUGAUUUUGUUAGGCUUUGA
Molecule: messenger RNA, 537 nt
Organism: Striga hermonthica
Lineage: Eukaryota; Viridiplantae; Streptophyta; Magnoliopsida; Lamiales; Orobanchaceae
Source: the annotation of a GenBank genome assembly